Messenger RNA from Lepus europaeus (European hare), 4670 nucleotides. It is a transcript of the gene TXLNB, whose product is annotated as taxilin beta. The coding region runs from base 96 to 2132 and encodes 678 amino acids. The transcript is spliced from 10 exons. Lineage: Eukaryota; Metazoa; Chordata; Mammalia; Lagomorpha; Leporidae. The record is from RefSeq and is a predicted model, not a curated record. Gene Ontology annotation, molecular function: syntaxin binding.
CUGCCCGCCUUCUCCUGCUGCUGCUGCCGCUCUGACUUGCUCUUUGCUGCUUCUUUCCCCUCUUUCUCUUCCUGCUUAAGCUCCCUGCCUUCUGUAUGGAGAUUAAUCACGCUGAACAGCUCUCAGCAGAACAGUCCACACCUCCAGAGGACAGUCCUUCAUCACCUAGGCAGAAUGGCCUUGAGAAGCAAGAUGGUCAGAAUUCCCCAACCCCACUCCAAGCACCACAGCAAGAGGCAAGUGUGCACCCUGAAAAGGGGACUCAUGAUAUCUCUGAAGAGUUAAACCGUCAACUGGAAGACAUCAUAAACACAUAUGGGUCUGCUGCCAGCACAGUGGGCAAAGAGGGAGCUCCCAAGGCCAAGGAGCAGCCUACAAAUGCAGAAGCACCCGACCAUGAGGAUGGAGACUGUGAGGAGAACACUGGAGAGGCUGAAAGAGAACCUGCUGCUUCUGGAGACCCAGCCACAGUUAAAGAGCCAAUCAGCAAUAAAGAGCAAAGAUUGGAAAAGAAAAUCCUAAAAGGAUUAGGCAAAGAAGCCAACCUGCUAAUGCAACAUCUGAACAAGUUGCAAACACCUGAAGAAAAGCUUGAGUUUUUAUUUAAGAAGUAUGCUGAAUUGCUGGAUGAACAUCGCACUGAGCAAAAGAAGUUGAAGCUCCUACAAAAGAAACAGGCACAGAUCCAGAAAGAAAAGGACCAGCUACAAAGUGAACACAGCAAAGCUAUCCUUGCUCGAAGCAAACUGGAGAGUCUGUGCCGGGAGCUGCAGAGACACAACAAGACACUGAAGGAGGAAACCCUUCAGCGAGCACGUGAGGAAGAAGAGAAAAGGAAAGAGAUCACAAGUCAUUUCCAGAGUACCCUGACAGACAUCCAGGCUCAGAUCGAGCAGCAGAGUGAGCGAAACAUGAAGCUCUGUCAGGAGAACACAGAGCUGGCAGAGAAACUGAAAAGCAUCAUCGAUCAGUAUGAGCUCCGGGAGGAGCAUCUGGACAAGAUAUUUAAACACAGAGAACUGCAGCAGAAGCUGGUGGAUGCAAAACUUGAACAGGCACAAGAAAUGAUGAAGGAAGCAGAGGAGCGACACAAGCGUGAAAAGGAAUAUUUGCUGAACCAGGCAGCAGAGUGGAAACUUCAGGCCAAAGUGCUGAAGGAACAAGAGACAGUGCUGCAGGCUCAGCUUACUCUCUACUCAGGAAGGUUUGAAGAGUUCCAGAGCACACUGACAAAAAGCAAUGAGGUGUUUGCCUCUUUCAAACAGGAAAUGGAUAAAAUGACUAAGAAAAUGAAGAAGCUGGAAAAGGACACAGCCACAUGGAAAUCUCGGUUUGAAAAUUGUAACAAAGCUCUGCUGGAUAUGAUUGAAGAGAAAGCACUGAGAGCUAAAGAAUAUGAAUGCUUCGUGAUGAAAAUUGGGAGGCUAGAGAACCUCUGCCGAGCUUUGCAAGAAGAGAGAAACGAACUCUACAAAAAAAUCAGAGAGGCAAAAACACCUGAAAAAGAUGACCAAAGUCAGCAUACCUCGGAUGAAGAGCCAAGUGUCUCCGCGGAAAAGGAGAUGGAUGCAGAGGAGGCCAAGAGAGUUCAAAACGCCGUGGAAAGUCUGGCCACGGCCUUCAGGGUAAUUCAUGGUCCAGAGUCCACCCUUGCCCAGUCCACAGAAAUCCCGCCAGAACUCGGCAGGCCUCAGGAGGGCGCAGCCUCCGGCCCCAAGGAGCCGGAACAACCUCCCCUGACCCCUUCAGGGGCUUCAGAAAGGCCUUCGCCUCCCCCAAGCCCUCAAGCCGCAGCUGAAGGAAGCGGUGAGGCAGAGGCCAAGACCACCCCUGCGGGGCCGGCAUCAGAACCCAGAGCCUCAGGGCUCACGGCUGGGCAGCAGCCCCGGAAGCUGGGGGCAGAAGCUUCCGGUCAGGCCCCGCAGGCCCCAGCGGAAGCUCCCUUAGCCCCGGUGGAGACCGAUGGCUCCGGUUCGCUGCCCCCAGCGCCGGAGCAGGUGCCAGCACGGGUGACGGGAGGUGAGCCCGCGAGACAGCUCGCACCAGCAGCCACAGAGGAGCUGUCCCCAGGGGCUGGAGCUGGGUCCCAGCUGUCCGAAGUGGCCGACCCCAGCCUGGAAGGAGUAGACUAAGUCCCAUGAGCCGUCAGGGCUGGGCUUUCUGACGUCGCAUCUCCGUCCUAACAGCCGGGCGUGUGAGCCAGACAUCGAGGGCUAGGAUGUCAAACGGAGGAGAGUUAUGAUCAAGAUGGUGUUUCAGGGUUAUGCAGGGCGCAUUCAGCCUUUUCUCAUUGUUCUUGAUUUAUAACUGAUUUGGAGCUUUUCUGUUUAACACUGCGUGAUAGAAUCAUUUGCUCAAACGGCCACAAAGCAUACUAAAAGCAAAUAUGCAUUGCUGCCAUUAACAUAGUACUUAAUUCAGUUUCUUAAUAACAGAUUUGAUGUUUAGACUUCUACUAUAUACAAAUUCUGAAAAUGUGUUCUACUUAUUGCCACAUACAGUUUAAUAAGUUCCAUUGUAUUCAAUGGAUGCUCAGGUUCCUUUUAAUGGUAUAUUCACACAAUAUAUGCAUAUGUGUUAAUGUAUACAAGGGUGCUUCAAAAAGUGCAUGCAGAAUGGAAUUAAACGAUGUUUAUUUUGGUGCAGAAAAAAAAUUGAAAUCAGUGCCUGGGGGGGUCUUCAAACGUUCAUGGAAAAUGUGUAUUAUGAAAAAACUAUGCGUGGAUUUCAAAAUUUUUCUACAAAAAAUAUGAGUAAACUUAUCUUUUGAAAAUAUGUUUAUUUGAGAAAGAGUUCCCAUCCAUUGAUUCACCUCCCAAAUACCUGAAAAGAGGCAGGAAUUAGGAAUUCAAUCCGGGCCUCCUAUGUGGGUGGCAAGAACCAGGUACUUGAGUCAUCAUUGCUGCCUGCCUUAGUAGGAAGCUGGAGUCAGGAACAAGUGCAAGCUAUCAAACCCAGACACUUAGUGUGGGACCUGGGGUCUUGGCCAGUUCUUCAGCUGCUAAGAUAAACGCCUAUCCCUAAAUCUACCUUUUAAUUCCAUUUCCAUGAACUUGUUGAAGUAUUCACAAAUUAUGUAUAUGUGUACCUAUUUAUGUGGGUAUAUAUACAUAUAUGUGUAUACAUAUAUACAUGUGUACUUUAUGUAAAUAUAUAUUACACAUACAUUCUUCUAAUACCUUUAUUAAUAUUUUUCUAUGCAAAAUAUGGGAUGCUAAUCAAAAAAUUGUCUCAUACUUGCACCCAGGACUAUGGUAGACUAAUGCUCUAUGAAUCAGAAGUAGGUUCCAAACACAAGUAUUUAGACCAUUGCAAUGUGCAAAAUUAAGUAGUCCAGUGUUAGAGCAAUAAAUUCAGCCAACUGACCAAAUGACAGAACCACUUGGAUUAGACUGCAAGUCUGUGCAGCAAGUGCGGACACAAAUAUGACCACAAGAGUUCCCAAACAGAAAAAGAGAAGCUAUGGACUGCUCACCUCUUCCAGUUUCUUCUCCUAUGCUCCUCAUCCCGCUGCUUGCAGCCUUCUCAUGGGGUCAAACAGCCUAUUUCUGGCUGCCUACAAGGCAAAGACUGGGAGUGGGAAAGGAAGUGAAGGACGAAGGAAGAGAAGGACCUCAAACAGAGAGGCCCCCUGCCUCUUUGCUGCAAAUGUCUCCAGACAGAACACUCACCUCUUGUUGUGACUUUUUCUGUCUAAAUCCUCAAAGCACCUGCUCCUUCCUUCCUUCCAAAUUCCCAUCUUUGCAGCAGGAAGUCAUACCCAGCCCUCAUCUCAGUUAAUGUUAAAUAAAACUAUUACUUUUCCAAAACAGAAAUCCACACAGGGUCUCAAUGUGAAUGAUGAGGCUUACAAACCAUUUUUCUUUGAAAAUUUCUCUAAAGGCUAAAAUACAAAACAAAAACAAAUGGGCCCCUACUCAAAAUGAUUUGAAAAAUAGGUUAGGAUUCAGGAGAAGGGAAGAGCUAGAAACAACUAGGGUUGUUUACAUGAGUAUUAAGAAUCUCUAAUAAUACUGGCAGCAUCAGUUACCUAGGGUGAAGGAAGACUGCAACAAUAAUAUAUGAAGAAAGAUAGGGAAAGGGCAGACAAAAGAGGGAAAGGGAAAGAAAGGAAGAAAAAACUAUCUAACCCAACCCAAUGGGAAAGUUGAACUCCAAUGGGAAAAUGGAUAAAACAAGAUUCCGUACUACUUCUCCAGGAAAUCAUCUGUCAAUGUUGAAUGUGGCUGUUUGCCAAAGCAUACAAAGCACUUUUAGGUAGCAGCUAUAUGCUGUAAGAAUUUUAAACUGCAUAAAAUCUGUUUAAAGUGAACAGGGAGGGUGAUAACACAAACACUAGUCAAGGAAAAAAGAUCAGGAGAAAAGCUUGUCACUGUAUCAGAACCCAUAUAUUUUUGAAGGCUUAAAAUAUUAAAACUACAGAGUAUCCAGCCAAAUUCAACAUUACUGGAAAUCUUUGAGAUUUAAAUGUUCAUUUAAUUCAGAGCCAAAUCUUUACUAUAACAAUCGAGGAAGGUCUUCUUUCCUACUACUUACAGACACUGACCUACCCCAAAUGGAGUCAGAUUAGACAACCGUGGUAAAGUCUCAGUCUGAAUGUUUAGCAAGAGAAAUAGGCAGGCAAGGAGCCAAAUUCAGUAAAUUAAAUAUUUAGCACCCAGAGUUCAUUC